Messenger RNA from Dromiciops gliroides (monito del monte), 960 nucleotides. It is a transcript of the gene TSPO2, whose product is annotated as translocator protein 2. The coding region runs from base 132 to 665 and encodes 177 amino acids. NCBI's taxonomy places the organism in Eukaryota, Metazoa, Chordata, Mammalia, Microbiotheria, Microbiotheriidae. Gene Ontology annotation, cellular component: membrane; endoplasmic reticulum. The transcript is spliced from 5 exons. Gene Ontology annotation, molecular function: cholesterol binding. The record is from RefSeq and is a predicted model, not a curated record.
CUCCUCACACCCCAUCUUCAUGCUCUUCUCUGCUUCCCCCACAUAGUUCAGCAGGCAUAGAGUCAAGGAAGUCAACUGACUGAGAUAAGAAAACUGAGGUUGCUCCCAGUGCUGCUCAGCCCCACUGGACAAUGUGGCCUCAGAGCACCUUCUUCAUGGCUUUGCCCCACGUGGGGCCCAUUGUGGGCUGGUUGUUUGCUCGACAGCACAUGCCCACCUGGUAUGACACCCUGAAAAAGCCACCCUGGUGGCCACCCAACAAGCUUUUCCUAACCAUAUGGACUGUCAUCUACUCCACCAUGGGAUAUGCCUCCUAUCUGGUGUGGAAGGAUCUGGGUGGGGGCUUCAGUCUUCCUCUGGCCCUGCCCCUUGGACUCUAUGCUACUCAGCUCAUCCUCAACUGGAUCAUACUGUUCCUCUUCUUCGGAACCCACAACCUUAGUCUGGUCCUAUGCCACCUAUUCCUGCUCUAUGGACUGGUAUUGGGCAUGGCCUUGAGCUGGCACUCCAUCAAUGGCCUAGCUGUCCUGCUCCUGCUGCCCUACCUGGCCUGGCUUACACUGACAACUUCAUUGGCCUAUCAUCUAUGGAUGGACAACUCCAGUUCAGAACCACAGCUAUCUUCACAACCCCAGCUUCAAUCCACCGGAGAGAAGAUAGACUGAGAUAAGGAAAAUUUGAGGAGGGAAAAAAGGGGAGAAAUGUCAAGGGUUGGGACUGAGAAAGCUAAGGGAAGGGACUGAGGAAUGAGGGAGGGAAAAGGGGGGAGGGACAAGGAAUCCCCAAACAUAGUCUCUGAUCAAUAUUCCCAUACCCUUCCUAAUAAACAACGCUGAUCUUGGACCUCCUCUCUAAUUCCAAGCUACCCCAUUCCUACUUUAUCAUCAUUUGCUUAUUAAAAUGAAGAGGAUUUUGUUUAAAAGAAGCUUAUUUUAUAGUUAAAAUAAAAAUUUUAUUGGU